Helianthus annuus (common sunflower) is the source of this 1897-nucleotide messenger RNA. RefSeq names its product protein NRT1/ PTR FAMILY 2.7. Gene Ontology annotation, cellular component: plasma membrane. The coding region runs from base 51 to 1700 and encodes 549 amino acids. NCBI's taxonomy places the organism in Eukaryota, Viridiplantae, Streptophyta, Magnoliopsida, Asterales, Asteraceae. Gene Ontology annotation, biological process: transmembrane transport; oligopeptide transport. Gene Ontology annotation, molecular function: transmembrane transporter activity. The transcript is spliced from 3 exons. The record is from RefSeq and is a predicted model, not a curated record.
GUGCCUAAUUUCUUGAAUCAAUAGAAGCUGGGCUGCAAUAUAUUGUAGCCAUGAAUGCAGAACCACAAUCAUCUGGUGCACCCAAAAAAGGUGGCUGGGUCACCUUUCCUUUCCUCAUAGCAACCAUGCCGGGGCUGACACUAGCGGCCGCGGGAUGGAGUAAUAAUAUUAUUGUGUAUCUAAUAAACGAGUUUAACAUCAAAAGCAUCGAUGCUGCUCAAAUCGCGAACAUAGUCAACGGUUGCAUGGCCUUGUCCCCGAUUCUUGGUGCCAUAUUAGCCGACUCGUAUCUUGGCUCGUUCAAAGUUAUUACGGUUUCAUCACUUGUUUCCAUUGUGGGGAUACUAGCAUUAACCUUAACAUCAAUACUAGAUCUAAUGACGCCCACACCAUGCGAACACGGCCCAAGUCCUUGCGAAGGACCGUCAAAAGCCCAAAUUGGAAUCUUGUACAUAAGCAUGGCUCUUUCGACCAUGGGUGUGGCAGGUACGAGGUUCACGUUAGCCACGAUGGGUGCAGAUCAAUUCACAAACCCGAAGCACCAACGGGUUUUCUUAAACUGGCAUUUCUUUACUAUGUAUGCCGCGAUGCUUGUUAGUAUGGUGGGGAUUGUUUAUAUCCAAGACAACGUGGGUUGGGGUUUGGGUUAUGGUUUAAGUGGUGCGGCUAACUUAAUUGGGUUAGUCGCUUUUGUGAUGGGUAGUCGGUAUUAUCUGCUUCUAAAGCCACAAGGCAGCCCGUUUACCGGUUUGGCUUGUGUUUUAGUGGCCGCUUUCCGGAAAAGAAAAGCUUUAUUAUCACCAAAAACUGAAGAUUACUGCCAAGAACCACAGCCUAGAGAAACAAAGUUGAUAAAUACAACAAAUAGCUUCAAAUUCCUGAACCAUGCAGCCUUAGUGACCGAAGGCGACAUGAACCCCGACGGCUCCAUCAAGAAACCAUGGAACCUAUGCACAUUGCAACAAGUAGAAGAUCUCAAAACCCUAAUCAGAAUCUCCCCAAUUUGGUCAACUGGUAUACUCUUGCACACCACAUUAGCCAUCCAAAUGAGUCUAGUUGUCCUCCAAGCUCUAGCCAUGGACCGCCAUCUCGGACCACAGCUUCAAAUCUCAGCUGGGACCAUGAUGGUCUUCGUUACAAUCUCAACCGCUAUCUCCUUAGCUCUAAUCGACCGUUUCCUUGUCACGUUCCAUAAAAUAACCCACACCUCACCCACACUACUAAAACGAAUUGGGAUCGGUCAUGUUCUCACCAUUUCAAGCAUGGCCCUCUCAGCACUUGUCGAGUCAAAACGGCUCGCAGCAGCUCGAACACACAAUCUAGCCGGCAACUCUAUCGUGCCAAUGUCGGUGUUUUGGAUGGUACCACAACUAUUAGUUGUGGGAGUUGGAGAGGCGUUUAUGUUCCCGGGUCAAGUGAUGUUUUAUUACCAAGAGUUUCCAAAGUCGAUUAAGAGCACAGCGGCAGCGAUGGUGGCGGUGAUUAUCGGGAUUGCGUUUUAUUUAGGGACCGCGAUGGUUGAUUUGAUCAGCAAAACAACAAGGUGGUUGCCUGAUGGUAUGAAUGAUGGGAGGCUGGAUAAUGUAUAUUGGGUGUUGACUAUUGUUGGGUUGGUCAACUUUGUAUAUUUUUUGGUGUGCUCUUGGAUGUACAAGUAUCAAAAUGAUGAAAACAAGGAGCUUAAUAGUCCUAAUCCUUGAUAGUUGUUAGGUGGAAUACUGUAUAUGUAAUCAAACUGUUUGUACCCGAAAAACUGAAUCUAGCUAAAACUGAAGUUUCAAAUUUGAGGUCCGGGUUUGACCCGAACUUGGUUAUCUCUUUUUUUAUUAGACCAGGGUAUCCUUUGUAUAACGGAGACGAGGUUGCGGGGUAUUUUACACUAUGGAAACGGAGUUAA